Molecule: messenger RNA, 8461 nt
Organism: Acinonyx jubatus (cheetah)
Lineage: Eukaryota; Metazoa; Chordata; Mammalia; Carnivora; Felidae
Gene: MRTFB
Product: myocardin related transcription factor B
Exons: 17
Coding region: 4199-7555 (1118 amino acids)
Biological process (GO): smooth muscle cell differentiation
Source: RefSeq, a predicted model, not a curated record
GAACCCAUGAACCGUGAGAUCAUGACCUGAGCCAAAGUUGGAGGCUCAGCCGACUGAGCUACCCAGGUGUCCCCAGAACAAAUUUAUAUAAGAUUUUUAGAAAGAAACAUGCUGGGUGAUUUUUCAUGGAGAGCAGAUGGUGUGGUUAAUGAAUUUGCGGUAAAGUUAAUCAGACAGUGUAACCCAACAGAUAUAAGAAUAUGGUUUUGUUUUGUUUUUGGUUUUUUCCAUUUUGGAAUGGUCAUAAGUACACUCAUAAUUGACAGUUUCUUUGGAUGGGACAUCCUUAAAGUGGAUUUCAACAGUUCAUAGUUAUUAUUGUCUUAAUAAGAAAUAUUUUUGAAAAUAUAUUUACUACAUGUUAGGUACAGCUUUUUUAUGGGAGGCUGCACGGUUUCUCUUAGCCAGAAAUCCUGUGUAAGGACUUUUUCCAUCUGAUGUUGAGGGCAGGUUCCAUAGGACCCUCAGUCACAUGAAGACUGCUUGCCUCUCUCCUCCCCCAGGUGGACCUCACCUAUUCUAAGUGUGGUUCUCCAAACCAGCAGCAUCCUGGAGCUUGUUUGAAAUGCAGAUUCUGGGGCCCAUCCUAGACCCUACUGAACUGGGAUCUUCCUUUUAACAAAAUCCUACUCCAAGUGAUGCACAUGAAUGUGUGGGAAGCGCUGGACCAGAUCAGUUGCUCUCACACUUGGGUGUGCAUUAUAGGAAUUGCUAUGUUCGUCCACUACUCCCAGGGUUUUCCUGUUCAGUAACUCGGGACCGGGGCCGGGGCCUUCUCCCCAGGUUCUUAGGUGAUGCUGAUGCUGAUGGGCCAGGGCCAUACUAUGAGAACCAUUAGACGAAGGCAUCCUUUUCAUUGCCCCUUCCUUUUCUCUCCUUUGUAACUCCUCGCCCCUUUAAAUAGCUCUUUUUAUGGAUUAUUAUAAUUGUAGGCUUCAGACUGGUUGGAGAAAAAGAUUACGUUGUCUUUUAUAGCUUUUAGUGAUGGCCACACUAAAAUUGCUUGUCGAUAUCUAAUUUCAGAGAAAAUUCUCUUUUUUAAUGCUUGUUGGAUUUUGACUCUGGCUAAUGAGUAGUUCUCUUUCUCUUCUUUCUAUGAGUUACCCUUAAAAAAAAAAAACAACAGGUAGAUACAAUCUAUUUUAUUUAUUUAUUUAUUUAUUUAUUUAUUUAUUUAUUUAUUUUAAUGUUUAUUUUUAAGAGAGAGUGCGUGUGAGAGAGUCGGGUUGAGGCAGAGAGAGAGAGAGGGAGACGGAGAAUACCAAGCAGGCUUUGCUCUAACAGCAUGAGGCUAUCAGUUCAGGGCUUGAACUCAAAAACCAUGAGAUCAUGACCUGAGCCAAAAACCGAGUUGAAUGCUUAACCGACUGAGCCACCCAUGUGCCCCAGGUUACACUUGUAAUGCUUUAAAAUUAUUUUUGUAUAGGUAAAAUAUUCAUAUAGUUCAAAAAUUAAAACAGCUUAUUUGGAGGAGUCUGGUUUCCAACUCUUGUGAUCUAAUCUGUCCUCUCUUCCCAUAAAUAACCUCUUUUGUUUGUAUCGUUACAGAUCUUCCUUUGUGUAGACACAAGCCAAUACCAGCAGAGUAUACAUACCUCCUUCUUUGUAUAUAAAAUAUAGCAUACCUUGUAAAUUAUUCAGCCCCUUGCUUUUUGGCCAGUUCACAUACCUUUGGGAUCUUUCCAUAUUAAUGUGUAGAAAACACUUCAUUAAUAGCUUCAGAAUAUUCCAGUGUAUGCCUGUGCCAUAGUUUAUUGAACUAGCCCCUGUGCAUCAACUAUUGAUGCCUAUUUGAGUUUUGUUCAGCCCCUUAACAAUCACAAUGCCGUGGUGAAUAAACUUGUACACAUUUCAUGUAUGUGAGGUAUAUCUGUGGGAUAUCUUUCCAAAGUGAGACUACUGGUUCGUUGAGCAAUGCAUUGAUAAUUUUGAUAAAUUCUGCCCUUCUUUAGGGUUGUACAUUUUGAACUCCUGCAAGUAAUGCAUUUAUGGUACCCGUUCCUCCAGGGGCUCUCCAGCAGUGUUUCCCAACCUUUAGAUUUGUAUUAUUCUGAUACGUGAAAUAUGAUAACACUGUAGUCUUAAUGUGCCUUACUUUGAUUAUGAAUAAGGCUGAGCAUCUUUUCAUAUGCUUAAAGGCAAUUUCUAUUUCCUUUUCUAUGAACUACCUGUUCAUACCCUUUGUAAUUUUUCUUUUGGGUUGCCUUUUUCUUACCGGUUUCUAGGAAUGUAUAAAUCAGAGAGAUUAGCCCUUUGGGGUGUGAGUUGCGCUUUCCCCCAGUUUAUUUGUUUUUUAAUUUAUGUCCAUAGAUUUUGGCAUAGAGAAAGGUUAAAAGAUUUUUCUUUAAAUUUUAGGUAGUUUUUUCUAAUCUUUUACGGUGUCUGGAUUUUGCGUCACAGAAAGGCCGCCAAGAAUUUGAAAUUUGUUCGUGUUUUCCUUCAGUGCUUGUAUGAUUUCAUUUUUACUCCUUUUUUUAAAAUGUUUAUUUAUUUACUUUUGUGAGAGAGAAUGCAUGCAAGUCAGGGAAGGGGCAGAGAGAGAAAGGGAAACAGAGAUUCUGAAGCAGGUCCCAGAGACUCCUAGCUGUCAGUGCAGAGCCUGAAGGGGGUGGGGGGAGUGUGUCGAACUCACAACCGGUGAGAUCAUGACCUGAGCCAAAGUUGCACGCUUAACCGACUGAGCCACCCAGGUCCCCUCAUUUUUACUCUUAAAUCUUUGAUAUACAGUAUAUGGGAUUUAUUCUGGUGUUCAGGGAUGGUAUAUAGAUUAAACUUUAUCUUUUUUCAUGUAGCUGCCAGCUAUCUUUACCCAUUUGUUUCAGAAUACAAUAAAUACACCGUUAUUGUAUUUAGAACUUCCAUGUGUAUUGGGGCCCAUCUGUGGACUCCCUGUUCUAUUCCAUUAGUCUUUGUAUUCAGAGACCAGUUCACGUUAUUGGUUUUAUAAACUGUUUUAGUUUCCUCUGUUGCCCUUCAUUUUUCUGGAAAUUCUUGCUUUUUCACUUUUCCAUGUUAACUUUAUAAUCAUUUUGUCUAGUUCCAGAAAAAAAAAAGCUUUAAAAAAAUGAGAUCAUGUUGAAAUUAUAAACUAAUUUUAUGGAGAGAAUUUAUAUGUCCUUGAUAUUGAAUUUUCCCAUUCAAGAACCUUGUGUAGUUUUUUCAUUUGUUUGGUUUUACUUUUGAGUCCUUCUGGAGCAUUUAAAAUUUUUUCUUACAUACGUUUUGCCAAUUUUUUUAAAAUUUAUUUUACGUAUUUUAUCUUUUGUGUUGCUUUUGUGAGAUCUUCUCUUUAUCUUUUCUAAGUGGUUUUGCCUGUAUGUAUGGAGGUUGUUUUUCUGUAUGAGUACAGAAAUUGACAGACCCUGAAGUUACAAGUAGUUUUUAAGAGACUUCAAAUUCUGCAAAUUCCCUUGUACAUUUUCGCCCAAGAGAAAGAAAGCUUUGAGGGUCAAGCUUGCAGUUGAAGUCCGUGUCUGCAUUUAUUAGCCCUUGGACUUGAGGAGGUCUGUUUGACUUCUCUUAGCCUCACUUCCUGAACCUGUACAAGGAAUCAUUCUGUGUAAGGAUGUUGGAGGAAUUAAACAAGAACGCAAGAGACUCAUCACUUACAGCUGCUUCCACCACCAAGGCCAACAUGGGUUGAGGCCACUGGGUUUUUCCUUUUUCCCACUCUUACCCCUUUCAUCGUUGAAAGAGGAAAAAAAAGAAACCAUGGAGAAAAACAGUAAAGUGUUGGGAUUGAAGUUAAAAGUAAGCUCUGAUUCAAUGCCAACGGGAUAAUCGGUGUGCUUGAGAUAGGAAACAAACCCAGCUCCGCACUUGAGGCCCCUCCUAUUUUCUGGCGUUACUACUUACUGCCCUGUAGACGCACCCUGACAGCAAGGCUACUUAGCUUUCUCUGAAGGCCCUGUGUAUCCUGUAACACCAUCCCUUCCACCCAGAAUGUUCUGCUACCUGUGUCUGCCAGUUCGGAUACGUACUGCCCCUCAGCCAGUGAAGAACAGUAUCCGUCUCCUUGUGCAGUUCAUCUGCCCUAUAGCUUGGCCUGUGAUCGACUGGAAACCGAAGAGAGAAACCAUAUCUGUCCAUUCAUCCAAAGAUGCCCACAAAAUACCUGGCAAAGGAUGGACACUCAGUCUCUUCAGCAGGCCGCAUUUAAGAGAGGUCUCGUACACCUUUUGCCGGUGGCUGGAGCACGAUGGAUCCCCCAGGGGCACUGGACGCGGAGGAUGAAGUGGGGCCGUUAGCCCAUCUUGCCCCAAGUCCUCAAAGCGAAGCUGUUGCCCAUGAAUUCCAGGAGCUGUCCCUGCAGCCCAGCCAGCACCUGCCCCCCCUGAACGAGAGGAAGAACGGAAGUGUAGUCUUUUGGGAGUCAGGACUCCAGUGUCCUCUGCUGACUCAGUCUGUGAGCAUGGUGCUCCAGCUGAGGCUGCAACAGAGGAGGACGAGAGAACAGCUGGUGGACCAGGGCAUCAUGCCACCUUUGAAGAGCCCAGCUGCAUUCCAUGAGCAGAUAAAAAGCUUGGAACGAGCCAGAACUGAAAACUUUUUGAAGCAUAAGAUUCGGAGCCGACCAGAUCGUUCUGAACUUGUCAGGAUGCACAUUUUAGAAGAAACAUUUGCAGAACCAUCCCUGCAGGCUACUCAGAUGAAGUUGAAAAGAGCUCGACUAGCGGAUGAUCUGAAUGAAAAGAUUGCUCAAAGACCUGGUCCUAUGGAGCUGGUAGAGAAAAACAUCCUUCCUGUAGACUCCAGUGUUAAGGAAGCAAUUAUAGGCGUUGGGAAGGAGGACUAUCCUCAAACUCAGGGCGAUUUCUCAUUUGACGAAGACAGCAGUGAUGCUCUGUCUCCAGACCAGCCAGCCAGCCAGGACUCGCAGGGGUCCGCCGCUUCCCCGACUGAGCCAAAAGUUAGUGAAUCGCCGUCUCCCGUGACUACAAGCACUCCAGCCCAGCAGUUUACUUCAGUGUCCCCAGCAGUUCCUGAAUUCUUGAAAACUCCUGCUCCGGAUCAGCCCCCGACCAGGUCCCCCGCUCCUGUCCUCCCCACAAACACCGUGUCCUCAGCAAAGCCUGGCCCGUCGCUGGUGAAGCAAAGCCAUCCCAAGAACCCUAACGACAAACACCGGGGCAAGAAGUGCAAAGAUCCCAAGCCACGGGUGAAGAAGCUCAAGUACCACCAGUACAUCCCGCCCGACCAGAAGGGGGAGAAGAGCGAGCCCCAGAUGGACUCCAACUACGCCCGCCUGCUCCAGCAGCAGCAGCUGUUCCUGCAGCUCCAGAUCCUGAGCCAGCAGCAGCAGCACUACAACUACCAGACCAUCCUGCCCGCGCCGCUCAAGCCACUCAAUGACAAAAAUAACAACAGUGGGAAUUCAGCUCUGAACAGCACCACGCCUAAUACACCAAGACAGAAUCCAUCUGCUUCCGUGAGAAAGCCGGGGCCCCUGCCUUCUAGCCUGGAUGACUUAAAGGUGUCGGAACUGAAGACGGAGCUGAAGUUACGGGGUCUUCCGGUGUCGGGCACCAAACCGGACCUCAUCGAACGCCUGAAGCCCUACCAGGAAGUGAACAGCAGCGCUGUUGCUGCCGGCGGCGUCCUGGCGGUGCCAGCGUCUGCCAUCGUCGCCAGCAACCCAGAAGUCACCGUGGCACUGCCGGUGACAACGCUGCACAACUCCGUGACGAGCUCAGGCCCCUCUUUCAAGGCAGAGUUGCCGCCUGCCGGAAGCAGCAACGUCGCCCAUGCCGAGAGCGUCAGCUCCCCCCUGCCCAUCUCGCCUUCCCCCUCCGAGCAGUCCAGUCUCGGGACCGAGGACACAAGCAUGGCAGACACGUUCACCGAGAUCAUGACCAUGAUGUCUCCCGCGCAGUUCCUGUGCUCGUCGCCGCUGAGAGUGACGGGCAGCGAGGACAGCCCGAGUCCCGCCAGCAGCACGCUGUCGAGUCUGGAACUGGACGCGGCCGAGAAGGACCGCAAGCUGCAGGAGAAAGAGAAGCAGAUCGAGGAGCUAAAGAGGAAACUGGAACAGGAGCAGAAGCUCGUGGAAGUUCUGAAAAUGCAGCUUGAGGUUGAAAAGCGAGGGCAGCGGCAGCAGCAGCAGCAGCCGCUGGAACCCCAGCCCAGUGCCGCGGCCAGCUCUGCCGGCAAGUUAGAUCCGAAGCAUGGCGGCGUGGGCUCCCCCGUCAAGGACGAGACCGCGCUGCCCGACUGCUCCAGCCCCAGGCGGCCUGGCCCGCUGGCCAGCCAUCCUGUGGGCCAGCCUGUCUCGGCGGGUGGCCAGACCCUGGUUGCCAAAAAGGCCGUAGUGAUCAAGCAGGAGGUCCCCGUGGCCCAGGCCGAGCAGCAGAGCGUCGUCCCGCAGUUUUACGUGAGUUCCCAGGGACAGCCGCCGCCUGCCGUUGUCGCUCAGCCUCAGGCUUUACUGACCACACAAACCGCUCAGCUGCUGCUGCCGCUGUCCAUCCAGGGCUCCAAUGUCACCUCAGUGCAACUCCCAGUAGGCAGCCUCAGACUCCAGACUCCACCACAAGCAGGAAUCCAGACUCAGACUCAGCCGCAGACAGCAGCCACCACCCUGUCCUCAGGCUUAGCCCAGACCGUACCUCAGAAGCAAGAAGCUUUCACGCCACAUGUGCUCAGUCAGCCUCAGCAAGUUAGAAAGGUUUUCACGAACUCGGCAUCAAAUUCAGUUCUUCCGUAUGAGAGACCACCUGCUCCAGCGGUCCAGCAGCCCUUUGUGAACAAGACCUCCACCAGUGUUCUUCAGUCCAGAAGCGCACCACUUGCCUCCCUGCAGAAUGGACCUACCGCUUCCAACAAGCCUAGUUCGCCCCCUCCACCCCAGCAGUGCGUCGUCCAGCACUCCCUGUUUGGGAGCCCGGUCCCCAAGACAAAAGACCCUCCCCGCUACGAGGAGGCCAUCAAGCAGACACGUGGUGCCCCGUCCUCCCUUCCAGAGAUUUCCAGUGCACACAGUCAGCAGAUGGACGACCUCUUUGAUAUACUUAUCAAGAGUGGAGAGAUUUCCCUCCCUAUAAAAGAAGAGCCUUCUCCCAUUUCCAAAAUGAGACCAGUGACAGCCAGCAUCACCACAAUGCCAGUCAACACGGUGGUGUCCCGGCCCCCGCCCCAAGUCCAAAUGGCACCACCCGUCUCCUUAGAACCCCUGAGCAGUUUAUCUGCCAGCUUAGAGAACCAGCUAGAAGCUUUCUUGGAUGGAACUUUACCUUCGGCCAACGAAAUUGUUCCCCUGCAAAGCAGCAGUGAAGACAGAGAGCCCUUCUCUCUGAUCGAGGACCUCCAAAAUGACUUGCUGAGUCACUCAAGUGUGCUGGACCAUUCACACUCACCCAUGGAGACUUCUGAAGCCCAGUUUGCUGCAAGUACCCCCUGUCUGUCACUUGACCUCUCUGACUCAAACUUAGACAACAUGGAGUGGCUGGACAUUACCAUGCCCAACACGUCGGGACUCACUCCCCUCAGCGCCACCGCUCCCAGCAUGUUCUCCACUGACUUUCUAGAUCCACAAGACCUGCCGUUGCCAUGGGACUAACAUCACAGAUUUCUCAUCCGAGUUCCUGACGUCUAAGAAGAUGAAGAUCAUUCUGAAGAGGGCAGUUUUUAGAGACAGAUCCAUAGCGGCGUUGUUGCAAUUAAAAUAUGUUGUCAUAGAAAGGGUGGCUAGAUGGUCACAGCCUGGAAACCAAGUGUGAAAACAUGUCAUUGCAUCCGGCGGUGAAUUUCUACAAUUUAACAUAGCAUGGGGCCUUCUGAAAAAAUCGCUGGUCAAAGAAGACUCAUUCGUUUUUCCAGACUUCAGUAAAGAAUGCAGAGUACCUUUAGAUAAAGACAUGACAGAGAGUGACGUGUGCAGGAUAACUACAUGAGGGUUCUCCGUCAACUACAUUUAAACCUCUGUGGUCGCUUUAAGACCCCAAAUAGAAGGCAGACGGCUCCACUCACAAGAGGAUGCCAGUUGAGGGAGGUGAGAGGUCACUGCACGUGGUGUUUCCUAGAAAUGGCCUGAGCCUGGUCAGGCAGCACAGGCAGUGGAGAGAGAGCGCCAGCCAGUUCCGGGACAGCUUCCAGCUGAAGAUUUUCGGUUCCAUUCAGAAACCAACAUAAUUUUUUGUGUGUUGUAGUUUAUUUUGUGGUUUGGGGAAUCUUACUUUAGAUUCCCAAAUUUCAAUUCAAAUGGAUGAUCUUUCACCAUCACCAAUGUAAAAAAAAAAAAAAAAAAAAAAAAUACGGUCAUAAACCACUGUACAAAGUCCACAUAUAAUGAAUGAUAACACUGAAAAUUCUAUUAGCAACCCUCAGGGUUGAUUAGAUUGAUUUUCAUGUGUAUAUUAGACACUUGUAGGUACACUCUCACAUGUGGUAUGUACAGCCUACACUGGGGUAAGGGAGUUGGGUAGCCAGCGGUUCUACUUGUUUUAAUAACUCGAAUAUUUCUAGA